This is a messenger RNA of Microdochium trichocladiopsis, 2910 nucleotides long. RefSeq lists its product as uncharacterized. NCBI's taxonomy places the organism in Eukaryota, Fungi, Ascomycota, Sordariomycetes, Xylariales, Microdochiaceae. Gene Ontology annotation, molecular function: DNA-binding transcription factor activity, RNA polymerase II-specific; zinc ion binding; RNA polymerase II cis-regulatory region sequence-specific DNA binding. Gene Ontology annotation, cellular component: chromatin. The coding region runs from base 1 to 2910 and encodes 969 amino acids. Gene Ontology annotation, biological process: DNA-templated transcription; regulation of transcription by RNA polymerase II. The transcript has 2 exons. The record is from RefSeq and is a predicted model, not a curated record.
AUGGACGGCGCUUCCAACCCGAACCCGUACGGAACAAACGGUAUCGGUACUUCUGCUCCGCCCUAUCCCUCUGCUUCUGCCAUCUCGCCCCAGCAACUUCAGCAAGGCCUUCCUACUCUUCCGCCGUUGCAGUCGCAGAACCACACUAUGCAGAACAUCUACGGAAGCCACCCGAGCACUCCUCGCACGGGCAGCAACCCUCACACGCCCCAGCCUCAGAACAUGAGCAACUACCCCCCGCCGAACCAGGCCAACCGCGGCUCGUGGAUGCCUAACCCGUAUCCUCAGCAGCAGCAGCAGGGCUAUGGUACCACCCAGCCCAUGAUGCCUCAGACCUCUCUGGCGCCCUCGCACCCGCAGCCGAUCGCGCCUGCUCCGGCCUCUGGAGCCAGGCCGCCUGUCUUGCGCCCCAUGCCCGCUGGCGGCGUCAUGCCCCAGUCUGGCCUGCCCUCCCCUUAUGGUGGAAGCCCUAUGAUGCCUCACCAGCAGUCGAUGAUGCAGGAAGCUGAGCAGCCCACUCACGUCGUCGGCUCCCAGGGUCGUCGCGGAAUCCUGCCCAGUGCUCCUGGACGCCCCGCCGCUCCCACCGGCGCAGGCGCUUCCAAGAACACGGUCAUCCCCCAGAAGGAUGCCGAUGGCAAGUUCCCGUGCCCACACUGCACAAAGACAUACUUGCACGCGAAGCACCUGAAGCGUCACCUUCUCCGCCACACUGGUGAUCGCCCUUACAUGUGCGUUCUGUGCCGCGAUACGUUUUCCCGCAGCGACAUCCUGAAGCGCCACUUCCAAAAGUGCUCCAUUCGCCGCGGAAACCCUACUGGCGCGAGCCACUUGUCUCACCCGCAAGCUCACGUCAAGAAGAACCAGCAGCAGGCAGUCAAGCCUGAAGGUGAUCUCAACCACAUGAACGGCAUGGGCAACAUGCCCACUGACGGCCUUGCUCACGGCUUUGGCAUGGUCCAGAUGCCCGAUAACAUGGCGAACAUGGGCAACGACCAGAGCCAGCUCUCGCGCUCCAGCAGCGUCGGCCAGGAUGCGGCCAACCGUGAUAGGAGAACCAUGCCUGGUCCCUACAAUGGCGACGCCAACAUUAACCCUCAGUUGGCCAACUUCAGCAUGCCCCCGACCCAGAAUGGCAUGCCCAUGUAUGGCGCCUCGGGUGCUACACAGCCGUCUGGCAUGGUCAAUGACUGGACCCAGAUGUUCCCUCAUCAACCUGGUGCGCACCCUACCUCUGUCCAUCAAUCGUAUCCUUCUCCUAAUCAUGGACAGACACCGAGCGAACCCAGAACCGUUCCUAAUCUCCCUCCGGAGGGAGAACCCGGCCUGCCCGGUGCGGCCUCGACCGCCGUCGAUGACCGAUCACUCUUCUUCUACCGCGAAGAGACGCAGCCUCAAUUCCAGAACCGAUACGAUGUACUCUCAAACCAAGUACUGAACUUUCUUCGGUCUUCUGGAGCUACUUCCGCCGAGCAGAUCACCGGAAUGAACGGUUUUUUUUCAGCAACGAAUAUCAGAUGUUUUCUUGAGAAUUAUACGCAUUUCCACGUUCACUUUUCCUUCUUGCACAUUCCUACGUUCCGCAUCAUGAAUACUUAUACGGGUCUGACUGCUGCUUUAUGCUGCGUCGGCGCCUGUUACACAGACUCCGUGGAUUCUUUCUAUGUCCGGGAAGUUAUCGACUGCCUGCAGACCGCACUCGAGCACGAUUGUGACCUAUAUGCCGAUUCUGACGCGUCCAUGCCGUCAGGGCACAGCCAGGGGGGUCUUGAGAGGUUGCAAGCUCUGACCCUCUUGCAAGUCAUGCUCGUCUGGAAUGGUACCCCGAGCCAACGAGAACGAGGGCUAAGCCUGUUUCCUCGACUCGCUACCAUCGCCAAAGAGUCCGGUCUGUCACGGAUCACGGAUGAGGGUUCCGCUUUUUUCAGCAUUCUACAUCAGCAAAAGCCAUCCUUACCAGCAAUCUCUCCGGAGCAAUUCAACUGGGACGCCUGGCUUCAUCAGGAGGCUCGCAUACGCGUGUUGUAUAUGCUCUACCUGUGCGAUGUCGCCAAUGGUCUCUACUUCAAUGUCUCAGCAGAAUUCGAUGCGCUCGAGCUGCAACUUCCCUUGCCUGCCGAUGACGCGGCCUGGGAGGCCAACAAUGCGGAAGAGGCUGCCAGCGCGUUGAGUCUGUUUGGAAACGAGGCCACGAGGUUUCAGAAUCCAGACGGAUCUCAGCGCAGCAAGCAGCCUGAACUUUCUUUCGCACUGCAAGCUCUCUUGCACGAGUCGUAUCAGAUGCAUCCCGGCAGCACAAACCUGCAUGGGAAGUUCAUUCUCAUUCACGCUAUCAUCGCACAGCUGAGGCGUGCGCAACUCGAGGGACCGCUGGCAUCCCUGCCUGAUCAUACUUCCAAGCUGGUAGAAAAUGACUGGGUCGCGACAACAGGUGGUGGUCCUCAGGAGUCGCUAAACGAUAGCGGUUCGGGAACGCCUGUGGGGGCAUACCAUGGUAUGCAACCACAUGUUUACAACGCGAUUCGGAUGGCACUUUCAAAGUUCAAGGCCAACUGGGAUAUGGACAUGGCUAUCCAGUUCCCGCCGGCAACAUAUAAUCCUCGCCGCUAUGGAUUCUCUCGAGACGGCAUACACUUCUUCUGGCUGGCGAAUUGGAUGCUCGAGCACAAUAGCGCAGAUGAUCUUCAGGUUCCUGCUGACGAUAGAUUUCUGCGGGUCAUCCAUCUCCUCAAGUCAGUCAAGAGUUGGGUCCUGUCCGAUGGGGCGUCUCGUGGCGAAGAGCUCGGCUCUGUCGGAGACAUUGACCAAAAGUACGGCAUCUCGGACCUCACUCUGGACAUGGCCAAACUAUUCACCCCUCUACCGACAAUGUUGGAUGACCCGGACAAAGCUAUAAAGACGGAGCUCUGA